Messenger RNA from Eleginops maclovinus (Patagonian blennie), 3706 nucleotides. RefSeq names its product WD repeat and SOCS box containing 1 (gene wsb1). Gene Ontology annotation, biological process: intracellular signal transduction; protein polyubiquitination. The record is from RefSeq and is a predicted model, not a curated record. The transcript has 9 exons. Bases 610 to 1893 code for a protein of 427 amino acids. Gene Ontology annotation, molecular function: protein binding. Lineage: Eukaryota; Metazoa; Chordata; Actinopteri; Perciformes; Eleginopidae.
UUUACACAUACACGGAAUGUUUGUAUAUGUAUUGCUUAUGUAUUAGCAUUACACAUAGUAUGGAAUUGUGUAGUUCUAAAAAAGACUAUAAAACAUAAAUAUAAAUGACUUAUCAACGACAUAAAAUAUUUAAAUACCACAGGGUGGCGAUAAUGGUUUUACAGGGAGAGAAUUCCAGGGGGAGGCCUUAAUACUUUUACCAUGGAAACGGUGAUGACGUAUGAUGUUCCUCGUCACCUCCUCUUAAUGAACAUCAGCCUGUGGUUAGAAGCCAUUGUACUAUCAGGGAUCGUACUGCACUCAACAAAAGCAAACUCUUUAGUUACAUGUUAAACAGUUUUUUGUUUCCUGAGCUGUAUCAGUAUAGAACUGGAAUUCAACCCGUAAAAUAAAGAAUAUUAUCAACAAAAGUAAAGAACACGAGAGUUUCACUAAGACCGAAAGACGACUGAUUUUUCCACCAGGGAAGUUACGCUCGGCAAGGAAUUACAACCGACAUCCGAGGAGGAAGAGCCGCGGUCUAGUUCCGCACCAGUUGUCAAUUUCCUCUAUUUUUUCCGUUUUACAUUCCGUGCUUGGCUUUUCUCUUAGGUCUGUGCCCUUAUUUAGAUGGCAAGCUUCCCAGACUCUGUCAACGAAAAUGAUAUAGGUAAGGCAAAGUUCAUCGGUGAACUCCUGGUGCCUGUUGCUCCCUUCGACCAGAAGUCUGGACGCGAGACGUGGACAGUAGCCUUUGCACCCAAUGGUUCCUACUUUGCCUGGUCUCAGGGGCAUCGCAUUGUGAGGCUCAUUCCCUGGGCAAAAUGUCUGAAGAACUUUUCAAUCGGUCACGAUGGAGAGGCCACCAAUGCCUCGAGCCCCCGCCGUUUGUCCCGUCAGAACAGCAACGGAAGCCAGGAAAUCCAGGCGGCCAACGAGCCCCGCGAACACACCAUCGACUGCGGUGACAUCGUCUGGGGCCUCGCCUUCGGCUCGUCCGUCCCCGAGAAGCAGAGCCGCUGCGUUAACAUCGAGUGGCACCGCUUCAAGUUCGGUCAGGACCAGCUGCUACUGGCAACGGGCCUUAACAACGGUCGCAUCAAGAUCUGGGAUGUAUACACUGGAAAACUUUUGCUGAAUCUGAUGGAUCAUACUGAAUUAGUGCGAGACUUGACCUUUGCUCCCGAUGGCAGUCUCAUGUUGGUGUCUGCCUCCAGAGAUAAGACCCUCCGCGUGUGGGACCUCAAAGAUGAUGGUAACAUGGUGAAGGUUCUGCGGGGGCAUCAGAACUGGGUGUACUGCAGCGCCUUCUCCCCCGACUCAUCCGUCCUGUGCUCAGUGGGCGCCGGCAAAGCAGUGUUCCUAUGGAACAUGGAUAAGUUAACCCUGAUCCGGAAGCUGGAGGGGCACCACAAUGACGUGGUGUCCUGUGAGUUCUCACCAGAUGGGGCGCUGUUGGCCACAGCCUCUUAUGACACCCGGGUCAUCGUAUGGGACCACCACAAGGCCACCAUCCUGCUGGAACUCGGCCACCUCUUCCCUCCUCCAUCACCCAUUUUUGCCGGGGGGGCCAAUGACCGCUGGGUUCGCUCUGUGAGCUUCUGCCCUGACGGCCGCCACAUCGCCAGCAUAACGGAUGACAGGCUGGUGCGGUUCUGGAGCAUCGAGGAGAAAGCUCCUCAGGCCAUCGGCUCCCUCACUAACGGCCUCUGCUGUGCCUUUUCCGCUGAAGGGAGUGUCCUUGCUACUGGGACUCGUGACGGUAGCGUGCACUUCUGGGAGUGUCCUCGUAGCGUUGCCAGUCUGCAGCACAUGUGUAGGAUGUCUGUCCGCCGGCUGACCAGCACCCGGCAGGUGGAGACCCUGGCCAUUCCUACACCGCUCCGCGACUACCUGACCUACAAAAUCAUUUAACCCUCCACCAGCUGACCCAACUGCUCAUGUCGCAGCGGCAUUGUGCUUGAAAACCAACAAAAAUACUUCCUAGAAAACUCUCUUUCACAGAACUUUGUUGAACAAAUGCAAUCAGGACAGGAGGAGAGAGAAGCUGAGAACCCCCCUCCCCCCGUGUUGUUCUGUAAAUAUUUAUUUUUGUAAGUUCUGCAGUAGCUAGCACACCAUCCAUACCGGAAAGGUCAACAUUUUCCGGGCCCUCCUGUCCCCCCUGUUACAUGUGUGGGAUACCAGCAGCUCCUCUUCCAGGUUCAGUUCACCCUUCAUGUUUACUUCCAACUUGAAGGGGCCGUAGCACUGUUUUGAGGUGGGUCAGCAAAAGGGGUGAGAUUUUUAAAAAGAUGCAGGAUUUCAAAAGGCCAAUGAUAAAUGUGUGGACUGUAAAGUAUCUUUACAUUAUCGCCAUGGCUUAAGAGAAGAACAGGUCCAAGCAGUUAUUGUUUCCUCUCUGAAAUAUUUCAGUUGGUGAAUGACAAGAAACUGCAGUGGAGAAAUGUCUUUGAGAUAUCUGUAUUGGCCUUGGAAAAAUCUUGUGUGUGUGUUCACCAGAGAAGCACCAUAGAAAGUUGAAUUUUUUCAUUUGGAUCACUGUCUGACCGCUCUCGGAAGUCUACUGUUUCUGAACGGCUCACCAACUAGCAUUACAUUAUGAUUGCUGGUGGUGGGAACGCACAGUGAAACAUGUAGCAACGAAGAUGUAAAUGGUUCAGGCAGCAAAUGGCUUCUGCUAAAGAUGAACGAGAAAGCAAGGCAUUCAACACAGGCUGUGGCCCCUAGCCUACACACAUCGUGUUGAAACGAUAAACCCUCGUUGUAAACAUAACUUUGUGCUAACUGGCUGUCAACAAAACCUCUGUAAAUUGCACAACAACAACUGGGCCGACCACAUGAUGUAAGUGCAGUCCGCCCCUAAAAAUGUUGCGGACUGGUGAGAGAAAUGGCAAUAGUAUGCUUGAAUUUAUUUAAGUGUGCGUGCCCCCCCCCCCCCCCCCCCUCCUGUACUCUGAGAUUUAUGUCAUAUGUUUGUAUAUAUGAAAAUGUCUAUAAACAAGUUUAUAAGCGUUUCUUUCCCCACUUUGCCAUUUAUAUCUAUUUUUUCCAACAUUUGUAUUUUUGUCUUUUUGUUAACCUUAUAGAUGUGAAAGUCAACAAAUGGUUACGAGUCUUAUUGCUACAGCCCAGAGAGAGUGUUACAUUUCUUUAGAGGUUGGACACUGUGGCUGCGGAGGUGUCACUAACAUUACUGUUUGCUACAUGUAGAAGUUACAAUAUGAAAUUGGAGCGACUUUGAAAGUAAUUUAAACCCGGCUGUCUGGCGUUAAAGAGCUCCAUGUUCACUCUUGAUAGAAAUGUUUUCACAUGAUAAUCCACAAUGACGCUUUUCGGAGAUACAGUAUUCUAGGAAUCCUCUGUUUCUUGAUCGUCACUUUCAUUUUGUGAUGAACGGAAAGUGUGCCUCUCGUGUUUCCCUGUGCAUUUCUGUAAGAAGGUGGCUGCAAAUCAGCCUUCAAUCAUGUUUGGCAGUAAGUCAGUGCUGGUGCCAAAGGUUUUCAUUUCCACUUGUUUUGUCUCAUGAAUGGGCUGAGGUGCUUCGUUCUGUAUACCAAUCCUUACCAGGGGUUUGCAUUACGUUACCACAGUGUUUUGAACAACACAGUCCUGCCUCAGUGAGUUGCAGUAUGAAGCGUUAAAUAUAUCAAUAUAUAUAUGAAUGUAUAAAAGUAUGUUUCUUUGUGGGAUUGUUGUUUCAAUAAAAGCUUUUUUGACAAAAUAA